GUUGUGAGGUGGUGUCCUCUCGAGGUCGAAACGGUCCGAUGACAGCUAGCAUCGGCGUUCGUUUCGAACGAGUAGCUAUGGUGUAUACGAUUCGAAUUGUUGCGCUGCGCUGAGUUGGCGUUGCCGCGUCGUGAAUAUCAGGAGCUUUACCAAGUCUUCGAUAGAUAACCUUGAUUGUAUAAACGUUUCACCAAUUUUGUACAGUAAUAUAAUUUCACUUUAAUACUUCAUCAAUAGGUAAACGAAGUGAAAUAAUCGUUAACCAGCCGUGAAAUUCAUUUGUUCGACUGUAAUACCUCGGUUGUGUUGCAUUGCUGAAUAUUAAAUAGUACGUAUGUACAAAUAUGCAAGUAUGUGCGUGUAUAUACGGUGAAAGUACGAGUUACAACGAGAACUAUGGCGGUGGUGCAUUGUAUCGUUUAGAAGUGCGCCCACGUUCGCCGUCCAAGAUCGAUAAACGGUCGAGUGUUACCUGAAACGAGCAUUCGCUUGCGCACAACGAAUGAAAUACUGAACGUUCGGAAAAGAAAACGGUGCCAAUGACGAAAGCAACGACGCAACGCUAACAAGGAUCGUGACGAAAACAUCGACAGUGACGACGACAGUACGGUUAACACGACCAUCGUCGUCGUCGACGAGUGUCAAUACCGGUGUUUAGUGUAACAUAUAAUAAUGAAAUAAUAAUACUUAUAUAUAUGUAAUAUAAAUAUAUAUAUAUAUAACAUAAUAAUGACCGGUGAUAAUGCUUGAACUAAUCGUUCCCACGAACGAGUGAAAUACCAAGGCAUGAAAACUCCGAGCUGCACGCAGAAAGGUUUUUGCUGCUUGUCGCUGCUAUGGAAUAAAGGAGAUAUCGAAUGAUUCUAAUUACACGCGCUCGUUCGCAUGUUUGUUCAUUCGUUCGUUCACUUUUUCAUUGCUACCGAUUCAGCUUUUCCUAUUACAUAAUUCGUAGUACGUCGAAUAAUUUUCGAUUGAUGAGACAAAACACCAGGAAAACAACGGUUUAAACGGAUAUAGUGCAUCGAUUUCAAUUUUACGAGUAAUUUUCACUUCUCAUUCUUCUUUUUAUUUCCUUUCCGUUUACAAUGUUGAAUAAAAUUCAAUCAAUAUUCGCUUGCAUCACAAUUACAAAUCGUGAUGAGUCGGUUAUGUGCGAUUGACCGACUGAUUUUGUUUAUCGCCUAACGCGUCGUCGAAUUAACAAAUUUACAGAAACGGAACAAUAGUCGUCUCUAGAAAAGUAUGGCGUGGCUGCUCGAUGAUACUUAAUUAAUUAAGAGGAUCGGGUUAUCAAUCGUAUUGGGUAAUCGAUUAUGCAUAGUAUUAUAUCGAAAUACAUCAGGAGUCUGGAGCUGAAACUGCAAUUGGAAUUUAACUUGAGAAGACAAAAGUAAUACUGUUGCGUCCAGGACGCGCAACAUGGUAAUUAUUGAUGGAAAAAGUCGAAAUAUAACGUUGUAACGCACACCUGUGGACGACAGAUAGAGAAAGGAAUACUGCGCGGGUAUAGACAUUGAAAAGAGAUAUAUAGUGAGCACAGAGGGGGAAGAAAGAAGCCCCAAUAAUGAAGGAGCACGGAAGCAAACUUCCGGCAGAGCAGCCUGCGAAAAUUCUCAAGUCCUUGUUAAAAAAACCUGGUCAAUCUAAAACACGAUCGCAGAAAAAUCGGGUUGUAAUCAACGAAAAAUUAAACGAGUUUUUUGCAGCUGAUUAUAUAAUAUUGAUAAAAGAAGAAUGUUGUGCCGAUUAUGAAGAAGACUGUGAUUGUUGUUGCCAGGAACAUGAAUUGAUGCGUUUGGGAAACUGUAAAGAAUGUCGAGCCGAGUUGAAUCUUCAUUUCGGUGUUUCAGAUAACAAUCGAUACCAUGAUAUAGAAAGAGAUGGAGAAAUGAUACACGAAAACACGUUCAGAGAAGAAAAUUGUACUCGCGAAGGAUUCGAAUGUGUUGAGUUACAUGUAGAAGACGAAGAUGAUGAAGAAUAUGAAAUAGAAGUGGAAGGAGAUGAAGAAGAAAUCGAAGAAGGAGAGGAAGAGGAAGAGGAGGAAUUAAUGGUAGAGGAGGCAAUUAAAGAUGACAUAAUAAGAAGAAAGGAGCAUGUAGUACAAAAAGGAAUCCAAGUGCCAAAGACCAUAGCGGAAACGGAGGAGAGAAGAUCGAAUGUAGGGGAAGAAGUAGUGAGAGAAGUAAGAAACUCAGCGGAUCUACGAGACAAAAGCAAAAGUCGCGAAAAAGUUAAUGGAGCAAAGAAUGUCGAGAGUUACAGACGAAUUCUGACUGAAUUUGUUUCGCCGCCAUUGACGAUCGCAUCGUCUACGUUGUCUUCACCGUCACCACCUCCACCGCCGCCACUACCACCGCCGCCACCACCACCACCUCCACCACCACCACCACCGCCAGCACCAUCACAACCAUUGAUAGAAAGAUCAUCGCCACCGUUACUUGCAAGUCAAGAUCAUCAACAAGAAACAUUAAGUCCACCCGAAGGUUACAAAGAUGUUUAUUCUAAUGGAGAAUUGUCUAACGUAGCAGAAUGUUGCUUACGAUCAUCAUUAAAUUAUCUUCACUGUCAACGAACGGCAGGUGCAGAGGUCGAAGGAGAAUCCAGAUGCAACCACGAGGUAAUGGAUAGUAAUAACGGGCAUGUACAGAAAACGGACGAGAAUCUACCAAAAGCAACUACUAGUGAAUCUCGCCAUCGGUAUCUCGUGGAAACCAUAACUAUGACAACUGUCACCGAAAGACGUAUUGUACGCGAAAUUAGCGAGGAAGAAGAUAUCGACUUGCAACAUGGAAAGAAAACCAGCCAAAAGAACGUUUCUGAAAAGAAUGUUGCUUCCCAUGACACAGAAAUAGCAGUUAAUCGGACGACGAAUGAUCAUACUACAACCGAUGAGAACGAUUCGAUCGAAUGUAUCGUACGUAACGAAGAAAUUUGUUGUCGCAAUGCUAACGAUGAUCAUGAUACGCAGCCAAAUUUACCUAACAAAAUAAGCGAUACGGAAGAACAGGACAACGAAAAUCGACUUGCCGUAAACCAAACACCAUCGGAUAUAAAAGAGCUCUCCCUUAUAUUUAAACUGGGUAGUUCUUCUUUAACGGGCAACAGUCUUAAACCAAAUUCUGCGGUUAGACAGUUAUUUCCUAACCCGAGAUUCGUUUCGCCGCCUCCGGCUCCUCUUGGUAAAUUGAUUUCUUCGGCGAAUACUCUUGACGAGUCACAGGAUAGCCCGACAUUUCUCGUUACCGCGGAGAACUUACGUUUUCUCGAUGUCGCAAAGAGAUCAAAAAUUGGCGAAAAUCAGACCGGUUCUCUUAAUAACGACUCAAUGAAUCCAAUUAAGAGAACGAUCGAGAGGAAUACUCUUCGAAGAAGUCUUCUCGAUAAAUAUCGCACGAGUUCUCGAAAGAAAGUUCUUCCUUCGAAAAACUUGUCGCUAGAGGAACGAAUACGUCAACUUACUUGCGUGGACCAAGAGGAAGACAAUGUUUGUGAAAAUUCAACCAAGGGUGUUACAGAUUUGUUCACAAGUACGGAAAUCGAUACCGAAUUACCAAUACAUGAUCCGUCAUUGAGACACGAUGCCGACAUGUCGUCGAUGGCAGCAGAGUUACCAACAACACUACAUGUCGCUACAAAACUCACCGCAUUCUCCGAUGCAGCACUCACGACGACCAUCGCCACCAACACUGCCGCUACGAUAACAACUACGGCAAUGGCAACGACGAUACUUACGUCGUCGAGCUUGUCGUCAGUGAUAACCACGGCAAUGGCAACCACAACUAUGACCACAAUGGUUACAGGCUCCAAUUAUUAUAAGCAAAAUCCUUCCACUACCAGUACUGCAACUGCCGAUGGCAUACAUCAGUCGACAUAUAAGAAAUUGACCGAUUUGUUUGUACACAAAAAAAGCAUUCAUUCUAACUUGCCAGAUCUUGGUCUUGGAAGCAACGGAAAAAACAAUAACGUCAAAGACGGUCAACAAUCGAAAAACUCCUUAAAAACGAAUAAUUCGGAUGGUCGUAGACAAUUCCUAGCUAGUCUGGCACCAUUGUCCUGUGUAACUGUUAAUAAUACGGAUACUCAAGAAGAUUAUUAUCGGUAUAAUUCUAGAAUAAUGGUGAACGAAAAUCGUGCUUCGACUGUAGGCUACAACGCGUUUCCGCCUUACAGUUUAGAAGAUAUCGAAGCGGCGCUGUGUGAAGAUGGUCGAAAUUACGUAGGUCCACCGGACGUUACCAAAGGCACACCGACGAGUAUCAACAACAGACCCGAUAUAGGAGAUAGUACAACCGAUGAAUUGCUAGCAUUUGUAGAACAAGACAAAUUCAGAACCGAAAGAAUAAAGCGACGUUACAACGAAGUCGAAAAUCAAUAUCAGCCGGUAAUGAAUGUCACUAACACUAACAAUAGUUACAACGUUGAGGAUAAAAUUGAUAGAAUCGUUGAUGGAAAGAACGAGGGUAAUGAUAAUCGACACCAACUUUGUUUUCCAUCCAAUGAGAAUGUCAAUCAUGAACGUGGUGGUGGUGUUGGUGGUAAUGGUGGUAGUGAUGGUAGUGCUGGUGGUAAUAGUGGUAGCAGCGGUGGUGGUGGUGGUAGUAGUGGUGGUGGUGGUGGCGGUAGCAGUAGUGAGAUAGAACGCAUAGUUAGUCGCUGUUACAAUAACAACAAUAAUAACAGCAACAACAACAGCGGUAACGGCAGUAAUGACGGUGGAAAUAAAGACAUUGGUAAUAUUGACAAUGACGAUGACGAAUUAAACGAUUACGGAUUUAAUCGUAGACCAUCUGUAACCGGUAUUAAACGACAACAGCAAGAUAACAUGGAUGAAAAUGUUUCGUUUCAUCAACGGACAAUUCUGGAAAAUGAUAACACAAAUGUUCUCAAAACGAAUUUUCAUUCCUCGUUACCGACGUAUUACGAGAACAAUUGCGUUAAAGUUGAUAGUCGGAUUGCCUUGUAUGAUGAAAUGAUCGACGUUUCUACACCGAACUCGUUCGUUAGUACUUUGAUUGCUGACGAACAAGACGCGAACACGAUUAACAGAAUAAAUACGAUGCAGAAACAAAUUGACGAUAUCUAUCAGACUAUUGUAGAGAAUACCAACGUGACUGGCCAAAAUUCGUUAGAACGUGAGCCCUACACGGACGACCUGUUCACGCGACAACAUUCUCGAUUACCGGCAAACGAUAGUACCUUUCGUUUUUACCAAGAUCCAAGGAGUAACGAUCAACAGUAUUUUCAAGAACAAUUAAAUGUUGCGAAUAUGCACAGUACGCGAGGUAUCGCAAUCGGAGCCGAACAGACUGAUAUAAACAACAUCGCUCCCGUUGGUAUUGGUAGAAGUUGUACGAGCGGCGGUCCUUCCAUAAAAACUCGACGAAGGGAACCUAUUGCAACGACUCCUACCAAUUAUCGAUGCAACAUAGUGCCUACCACCGUAUAUGCCGGUCUUCCUGCUAAUGGCAAGUGUUACCGUACCAUGUAUUUCGUUCCGUACAACGGAUUAUCCGAUCCAACUUACCAGAAUAUCCAACGAAUCUUGCCAUCGCAUCCUUCUCCUAGUUACGCGAAUCACAUCGAGAGGUAUCCGUAUCCUCGAACUAAUAAGAACGAUCAUCGAUUGCAAACGCAAAUACAAACGCAACCACAACCGCAACCACCACUAGCGCCACAACAAUUUAGAUAUUUCCAUUUAGGGAAUCGUUCGGUAUCGCCGAUAUCGAAUCUUACUCAAAACCUUGAUCAAGCUUCGCCACUUUCCUCCGGUUCGGUCAGUCAUCCUAUACCUCCUGGUUCCUCUCCUCUUUUUGAUUCUCGGUUCACAUCAAUCUCGUCCACUAAUCCAAUCGCGUUACAGCCUACCCAACAAACCUUGCACCUUCAUUUGCAUCAUCAUCAGCAACCAGAUGACUUUCGAAUUUCCGGUGUCACUUUUUCCUCGGUUCCUCAUACCGCGAAUCAUUCGUUACAAAUUCAUCAUCACGCACAACAUCAGCAUCAUCCCUAUCAUCGACACAAUCAUCAACCUACUUUUUAUUGUUUACCAUCCACUAUAUCCGCCUCAUCCGCAGCAUCUUCCUCCUCGUCCUCUUAUACUGUAAUAGCGCCAUCGAGAUGCGCUGCGUUCAAUGGUAGCGGAAUAGCAACCACCGAAGGAUCUUAUCGAUUCUACCAAUUGCAUUUGGGACAUACAGUUCUCACACCUUCGUCCGAUCUUCAAUCGGCUCAAACAAUUUUGUCCUCAUCCGCUUCUAUCUCGAUACCUUCUAAUUCUACCUCGUUCUCUCCUUCAUUGCCACAACCGUCUUCGUGCUCGUCAUCCUCUUCUCUACCAACUGUUACACCCGUAACACCUCUACAGACCUCGAAUUUUACUCUUCCGAAUCACAUUUCCGAUACUCUAAAUUGCAGCAGUGCCAACUUCGACGCCGUAUGUCGCGCAGGAACCAUUCAGUCCAUUUCUAACAAUGUUGUAACUUCAACACCGUCCACAGUUACCGUUUUCUCAUCCUCGACUUCCUGCGCCUUGUCCUCCUCGUUGUUGUCGUCGUCAUCGUCUUCAUCGUCCCCGGCAUCUGCCUCGUCUUCUUCUGCUUCGUCCUCCUCUUCCUCCUCCUCCUCCUCUUCAUCUUGUUCCUUCUCUUCCUCUUCAUCCUCCUCUUCGUCGUCUUGUUCUUCGUCAUCAUCCUUACAAAUCCCUUGUUCGCCUUCAAAAUUACACCAACAGCAGAUAAUUGGCAACUACACAACAAUGGAACGCGGAGUUCCCGAAGGAGCAGCCAGCGCACCAUCCCACGACGUUACGCAAUCUGGAAUUCUACUUACAACAAAUUCUUAUGUUGCGCAUAAUUCAAAUGGUGUCCAGGCUCUACCAACACAUGCGCAAAAUUCAAUAUACUAUGCCAUGAAUGUUUAAAUCUAUCUACUGUGAAAAGUCUGCACGUGUCUGAAUAUCCUACACGCACACGCAGCAGCAGGACAUAAACCAAUCGUUAUAUUUAAUACACAGCCACAUCUUUGUGAAUAUUUUCGCGAGAUUUUCCCAAAAUGAUGAACGAAUUUUCAAAUUCGUGUUUGAAAUACGCGUUUCAAUACCAAAACAUAGGUGUUCAUCUUCCUUGAAUAAUUUUUGAUCGACUUAUUAUGCAUCUAUUAUCAAAAAUAUUCACGUAGGACGAUAAGGUACGCAAGUGAAGACGAACUGCCCUUUCUCGCCACAUUUGCAACUGAAUCGAAAUCGAAUCUAAUGCGACCUAUAGCAGGAACAAGAAAUAAAAAGAUCAACUCAGGGCCUCUGUAAUUUCGAAAGAUAAAUUAUGUUUUAUCGCUUCUCACGAGGCAAAAUUGUACGUACGUUGUAAUCGAUUCUAGUCACGGCGAAAUACUUACAGGGAUAUCGAUAAACAUAAACCAAAGGGAAGGACGUUUACGGCGUCUAUGAUGUAUACUACAUGUAAGUAUAGCUGACGCUAAUUAUUUUCAACAAAUUGAAUUCAAUUUUUGCGGUGGAAUUGAUAAAUUAAUUAGAAAUUUUACAAUAAAGAAGAAAAGGUGCGAAACAUGCAAAUAGAAAAACGCCACAGUUAGUACACUUGAGCUAACUUGAUAUUUAACGUGCUACGUUGUUUCAUCAUUAUUUCUUUUAAAUACAUAUCGGUAUUUUAGACUGAUCAAAAUAAAAUCAUAACAGUAAAAACGACGAUGAAAUUUAUAAAUGAUCGAAUGCAUUUGACUUUCUAUUGUUAAACAUCGGUUUUCAUAAAUUACGUUUGUAUCGUAUUCGUUACUCCGUUUCUUUCGACCUAGUGUUUUGAUCCGUUUUAUAUUUACGAAA
Molecule: messenger RNA, 7843 nt
Organism: Bombus impatiens (common eastern bumble bee)
Lineage: Eukaryota; Metazoa; Arthropoda; Insecta; Hymenoptera; Apidae
Product: probable serine/threonine-protein kinase DDB_G0282963
Exons: 3
Coding region: 1568-6925 (1785 amino acids)
Source: RefSeq, a predicted model, not a curated record